Messenger RNA from Durusdinium trenchii, 1965 nucleotides. The record is from the annotation of a GenBank genome assembly. NCBI's taxonomy places the organism in Eukaryota, Dinophyceae, Suessiales, Symbiodiniaceae.
AUGGUGGUACUUUGGAAGACCGUGGCGUUUUGGACUUUGCUCCAGAUUUUCUUGGAACUCUUUUCGGUCUUUGUCGUCCUUUGGUACGUCUGGUGCAUCCAGAAGAACGACUGGGCACUUGCGAAGCAGGAGGCAGAAGCAGCUGGAGACGUGCACUUCCCAAAGGAGGUGGAAAAGAGCGUGUUAUCGGACCAUCCCAGUUAUUUGUCUUUCUUAAUUCUACUGCGUUGGAUUCAUUUCAUCGUGGCGCUCUUUCAAUAUGAAUCCGUGGGGCGCAACAUCGUGCCGGUGAUCCACGCGGUGCGACAACCGGAAAGUUUGUUCUACAUGAUCUUCUUAUUGUUGGCAUUAAUGGCCUCGUGUCACGCUUAUGCUGUGUAUCCCAUCGAAGAGAAUGUUGGAAGUUGGAAUGAGAGUUUCAAUGCAGUGCUGAAGAUCUUCCGCUUGGAAUUCUUAGGAGACUUUGAUCUCAAUGAGAUGGAAGGUCUUGACGAUGAGAUCCAUGGAACCAUCAAGAACAAUACCAUCUCAGCUGAGAUGGACGAGCAAAAGUACAACUCCAAAUACCAUCAAGGAAUCCGUACGCAGUUUGUUUUUCUCAGUCUUGGAAUCACUCUCGUGGCCAUGAACACCUACAUUGGCUUGUUGGGUGAGUUGUACUCACAAGCUGUGAAAAGAAAGAACCAACUUUACAGCCACUACCUGGCGGCCACCACCUACCAGCAUCUUUGCCUCACAAUCUUCUUGAGAUUGCUGGAAAGUGUCUUGAAGGAGCCCACUGUGCUUCUGGAAGGCCUGAAUAAGCAUUCAUAUUUGCUAAGGAGUGGAGACUUUGUUGAUGUCCCCGUGGAGAUCGAAGAUGAACCAGAGGUGAAUCCACGAGGUCUUCCUUACGAUCCCUUAGAGACAGUACUGGUGGGCCAACAGGACCUGCACAGCGAGAUGGGCCCGGAGGCAUUGUUGCGGCAGCAUCGUGUUGCACACUUUAAGCAGAAAAACUCACCCGCAGUGCAGCGGCGGAUCCUUGAGAAGGUGGAUGCCAUGGCUCCCACACCGCUCCUGGACGCCAGCUGGUCACUCGCAGAACGCCACAAGCGACGGAUGAACAUGCCGCAGCGUUUGUUGGCGCUGGGCGAGUUAAAGACUUGGCUCGGCAGAAUUGGUCUUGAUGCCGCACGAGAAGAGUUGGGAUUUGCCCGCGGACCACUGUGCAGAGAUGACUUUGUGAAGGCCUUGGCGGAUCGCGACUACCCCUACGGAAUUCUUGGUGCCAAAACUGUGGCGUUCUUCCUGUCUGAGGAUACCAUCAGCUGGAACGAUAUCACCAGUUGCCUGGAGGAGUGUGAAGCACCUGAGGGUCCUUCACGCUGGGAGUUGCUCAGAAAUGACGCUGAGGAGGCACGACGUAUUCGAGAUCAGGAUCCCAUCGAGGAGCAUCUCAUUGAGCAGUACGUGGGCACUCUUCGGCGAAGAAAGGAUCCCAACGCGACGCACUCUGAUGCCCUCGCCGGGCUGCUUAAGCGGAUGUGGCAAGGAGAGCCAGAGGUGGCGGAGUUUAUGGAAUUUGUUUUCACAGAGUUCAGGUCCAUUCCAAUGCUCUGGCGCUUCUUGAACAUUUCCAAGAAGAGCCUGAAAGGGGAUGAUGGUGUUCUCACAGAGGAGGACUUCAGGACUGCAAUGCGAUGUCUCUUUUCGAGGGAAGGCCGACAACCAGUUGAGGCCCACAUGUCUGGCUUAUUCGACCUGCUUGACACGAACAAGCAAAAUCGGAUUAGGUUGUCAGACAUUCUGCACGAAGAACCUCAUGCAGGAUUUGCAGUUUUGGACGUUGCUGGACACUCUGAAGUUUUUCAGCCGAGGCCGCAAAGCCUUGCUGGGCCGUUUGCGGCGCUUCCUGGAAGAGCUCACCUCGUCCAAGACACCAGAAAUGAAGGCGUUGAUGCAGCUCUACAAGUCGCCAGCUGA